Messenger RNA from Pichia membranifaciens NRRL Y-2026, 1727 nucleotides. RefSeq lists its product as hypothetical. Lineage: Eukaryota; Fungi; Ascomycota; Pichiomycetes; Pichiales; Pichiaceae. Bases 158 to 1552 code for a protein of 464 amino acids. The record is from RefSeq and is a predicted model, not a curated record. The transcript has a single exon.
CGGCCGGUGCUCUGCUGUGCCCUGCUCCGCUGGCCCUCUACCUGCCCUAGCGGCUACUUGUUGUGGUCCCGUGCAGACGGAACCAGGCACAGGGACCAGCAGCACCAGGCAGUAGCCCAGCACCAACCGCACACCCGCCCCAGGACAACUAUGGAGCAUGUCUUCUCUGCACCACCUCGCUAGACACAACGCAGAACCGGCGGCCGGCGCCCCUGCGCCGGCGCCCAGGUCCCGCAAACACACGGUCCUCGCCAACUUCAAGUCCAUCUCCAGAAGAAAGAAGCUGCUGCCGCAGACGCAGCAGUACGCCGCCCCCAGCCCGCGUGGGCCAGACCACACCCAGCACCCGCCGCCGCUCUCACGCCGGCCCUCCACCGCAUCUGCCGCCGCCGCCGCCAUCCCCUCCACGGAAACGUUCAACAACCUCGCCCAGCUCUCCAACAACCCGGCCUUGAGAACGAGAAACCCCGCCAGGAAACGGCACUCCGUGAUCAUCCACUCCGUCACAGAAGAGGAGUCCAGGAAAAACUCUGACCCCCACAACCCCCUCUACGUGGGACACUCCUCCAGGCACGCUCGCUCCACGUCCUCCCUCGACGACCUCAACCUCGGCGACGACGGGGCCAACAAUCGCCCGAGUCUGAGCAACGGCGACGACCUCGACGCCGACAGCGACCUCGAUGACGACGAUGACGACGAUGACCUCGACAUAGUCCACGUCUCCCAGGACUCGGACACGAUACUCAGAGACCUCGACCCGGGCACAGGCCUCGACGGCUCCCACUCAAGCAAGAACUACUCAAAUACCCUCAACAACGCCUUCUCAAACUACCCGUCCCAGAUAAGUGCGAUUCCAGCCUCUGCGUCCGUGCCGGCAUCUCUAUCCAGCCGUGCCUCUCUCACGAGCUCCAUCUCGACUGCAAACUCACCAUCAAGCUCCUCCAGACAGAAAUACCACCCUCUGCGCAAACUCGUCAUAAAUUCCCCAAACAACCCCUCCUCAUCAACAUUCAGUAAAAACACAAUCACUCCUGUUUCCACAGCCUCUAUUUCAACCGCCAACAGCUCGAAAACACAGGUACCUCCCUCCUCUUCCCCUUCUCCUUCCCCUUCCCCUUCUCCCUACAGGCGUCUAGACCCAAACAGCAUCCAAAACAGAGCAAACUUCAUCCACCAGCAACACAAAAACUCCACGACAGCAGCUUCCAUUCCUUCGCUUCACAUCUUCCAGCCAGACCUGUCCGACGAAAAGCCUCACAUUGUACCCGUAUCCAACUGUCUCUUUUUCGAAACUCUAAAACCACAAUCUCUUUCUCCGGCAAAACCUUCUCAAACAUUGGCAGCAGACGUGUUCGACGAUUUCGACACCUCCCCAACAAAGAAAAAAUCUUUCCCCUUCCAGCGUAUUCAUUACUCACAUCAAAACACUUUGCUAUCGACUUUUGCAAAAGGCUUGGUUGACCCAGACCUAUUCUCCACAAAUGCCUCUUCCGUCUUUUCCGGACCAAAAGCCCUUCCUUCAAAGCAUAGGACAUCCCUCUACUUUGUUUGAUCCCUGCUAUUCUGUCAUUUUUUUGUAUCUUUCUUUUCAUUUCUGCUCAGUCCAUGUUUUAUCUGUUUAAUUUACGAUUUUCUAUUUUUUCCUUCAUUAUCCUUUCUUUGACAUCUUUAUUCUCUUCCUUCUUUCUUUCUUUCUUUCUUUCUUUCUUUCUUUCUUUCUUUCUUUC